AUGGAAGAGAUCCAAAUCGAAGACGCUGAUCAUAUGGGCAAAUAUCUACUGACCAUUUCACGAAAUUGUUUUUCUUCUUUUUCCUUUUCUCCAUUGUUCCCUUUUUUACCUUUUUCGUCUUUUCCCUUUUCUUUUUUUCUUAAAAAUCUUACCGCUUUUUAUUUUUUCAUUUUAUCCCUUUCUUUUAUCUUUUCCAUUUUUUGCCAUUUAGCCUUUUUUCUUUUUUUGCAUUUUUUUUUUGUCUUUCUGCUUUUUUUUCCAUCUUUAUGCAUUUUUCUACUUACCGAUUUUUAUGCCUUUUUACAUUUCUGCUUUUUUCUCUGUUGUUUUUUUUUCUUUUAUUGUCUUCUUCCUUUUUCUGUGUUUUAUUUUGCUAUUUUCUGCAUUUUUGUCUUUUUCUGUUUUUUUUUCCAUUUUCUUCAUUAUUUCUUUUCUGCUUACCACUUUAAGUGUUUUUUUCUUUUCUGCUUUUUUAUCUUUGUCGUCAUUUUUUUGGUUUUUUAUUUUUUCCAUUUUCUGCUUAACGCUUUUUAUGACGUUUUCCUUUUUCUGUUUUUUUAUGUAUUUUUCGUUUUUCUGCUUUUUUGUCUUAUUCAUUCUUCUGCUUUGUCAUUUCCUUUCUGCUUUUUUUCGUCUUUUUUCUUUUUUUUUUUUUUUUUCCUUUUUGAUAUUUUUUCAUCUUUAUGCUUCUUUUUCCUUUUUGAGAUUUUUUUCUUUUCCCCAUUUUUUGACUUUUUCCUUUUUCUCCAUUCCUCCUUUUGCCAUUUCUCUUCCUUUUCUACUGUUUUCAUUUCCGACUAUUUCUCCAUUUUUCUUUUAUUUACUUUACUCAUUUUUUUUUACUUUUCUCUCUUUUUCCCUUUUUUUCUUUUUUGCUUUUCUCCAUUUUUUUCUUUUCUGUAUCUUUUUCUUUUAUUUUCCUUUCUCACGUUUUCUUUUCUUUUUUUACUUUAUCUGUGCUUUUCCUUAUUGUUUUUUUUUUUUUUUUUGCAUUUUCUGUUUUUUUUUUCUUUUCUUCGUCUUCUGCUUUUUCCAAUCUUUCUUCAUUUUUUACUUUUUGUGCUUUUUCUAUUUUUCUAUAACUUUUUCCCUUCUCCUUUUCACUUUUUUUUCCUUUUCUCCUUUUUUCGCUUUUUUCAUUUCAUUUUUUUCCUUUUCCCUUUUCUGAUUUCCGUUCUUUUUUCUUCUCCUUUUUUAGUGCCUUUUUACUUUUCUUAUUUUUCCUUUUUGCUUUUUCGUUUUUUUCCUAUGUCCCUUUUGACUUUUUCCCUUUUCUGUUUUUUCCUUUCUAUUUCCUUUUCUACUUUUUUCUUUUGUUUUACAUUUAUGAUUUUUUCAGCUUUUUUUUUCAGUUUUGUGCUUUUUCCAUCUUUUUUCCUUUUCUGUUGUUUUACCUUUUCUGUUUUUUUCCUUUUCUCUUUGUUACAUUUUCAUUUUUUGUUUUACUUUUCGGUUUUUUGCACCUUUAUAUUUUCUGUUUUUUUCUUGCUCCUUUUUUCUUCUGAUUUUUCAUUUUUUUUCCAUUUCUGCUUUUUUACUUUUUAUUCCCUUUCUGCUUUUUUCCUUUUCUGUUACUGUUUUUUUUUUUUUUCUUUUCCAUUUUUUUCUUCAUCAGAUCGGGACUUUCAUAUCCUUUGUAAAACCUCUCUCUCUCUCUCUCUCUCUCUCUCUCUCUCUCUCUCUCUCUCUCUCUCUCUGGCCUGGCAGCAACACAAACUUCUUUAUAUACAGUUUGUUCCUCUUUUCUUACGAGCCGACUGA
This is a messenger RNA of Acanthosepion pharaonis, 1761 nucleotides long. The record is from the annotation of a GenBank genome assembly. NCBI's taxonomy places the organism in Eukaryota, Metazoa, Mollusca, Cephalopoda, Sepiida, Sepiidae.